AUGCCCACGAUCCGGAUGAUCCUGGAGAAAAGUUGUGUUGGGAAGUUUUGGUUUACUAUUGGCGGGGAGAUUGAAUAUGAACAGUCGUUAGAAGAAGCUGCAAUGAGCAAGCUUCCUGAAGAGACUGGUCACAAAGUAGAUGAGGUGACUUCUGAAUUGGUGCUUAACGGUCCUGGGACAGUCCUUUAUGACGUCUUUUCUGGAAUUGGUCCAUUUUCAAUACCUGCUGCAGUUUGUGGGACUAGCGUUGUUUUGGCUAACGAUCUGAACCCAGAUUGUUAUUACUGGCUCAAUGAAAACAUUCGAAUUAAUCGUAAAGCUAGGAAUAUCUCAACCUACAACAUGGAUGCUAUAAAUUUUAUUCAGGAGAUAUUAGGUUCUUCACUAGAAAAAGUUUGGUUGGAUUUCAUACGGGGAGAAUCCUUUCGAAGAGUUUUGGUUUUAAUGAACCUCCCUGCUUCUGCAAUCGAAUUUUUGCCCUGUUUUAUUGGGAUUUGUAGCGUGGGGAUGAAAAAAACAUACAUCGAGGCUUCUGAAUGUGCUCGGAAUUUGAAUUUGUCUAUGAGAGAUUUGAUUCCGGUCGUAUAUUGUUACUGCUUUGCUCAAAAAUGUGCUGACGACUCUGAUGCUAUUAGAGAGAUUACGGAUGCUAUCCAUGAAAAAUUUGGUGGGAGGGGAAUUGAUAUUCUUGCAAUUCGACGUAUUCGGGAUGUUUCACCCAGCAAACUGAUGUUCUGUUGUGAAAUUCAUUUGACUUACUCUGUACUGUUUGAUGAUACUGUUAUUUGA
This is a messenger RNA of Octopus sinensis (East Asian common octopus), 789 nucleotides long. Its product is annotated as tRNA (guanine(37)-N1)-methyltransferase-like. The transcript is spliced from 3 exons. Bases 1 to 789 code for a protein of 262 amino acids. The record is from RefSeq and is a predicted model, not a curated record. Gene Ontology annotation, cellular component: cytoplasm; mitochondrial matrix. Gene Ontology annotation, biological process: tRNA N1-guanine methylation; mitochondrial tRNA methylation. NCBI's taxonomy places the organism in Eukaryota, Metazoa, Mollusca, Cephalopoda, Octopoda, Octopodidae.